Eriocheir sinensis (Chinese mitten crab) is the source of this 5496-nucleotide messenger RNA. RefSeq names its product beta-1,4-glucuronyltransferase 1-like. The transcript has 7 exons. The record is from RefSeq and is a predicted model, not a curated record. Lineage: Eukaryota; Metazoa; Arthropoda; Malacostraca; Decapoda; Varunidae. The coding region runs from base 675 to 2315 and encodes 546 amino acids.
UGACAACCCUCAGAUCGUGUGAACGUGAGGGCGUGACGGGAGCUGUGCGUGCGUGUGUACAUGCGCGUGUGUUUGUGUUUGUGUUUUUCUUGGUUUUCUGGUUGUCUGCAUUCCUCUUCCAUUCCCUCGCCUCAUUCCCCUUUCUUGCUGUCCUUCCUUUUUCCUGCUUCCCAUCUUCCUCAUCUUAUUCCUUCUUAUCUCAUUCCCCUUUCUUGCUGUCUGUCCUUCCUUUUUCCUUCUUUCCAUCUUCCUCAUCUCAUUCCUUCGUAUCUCAUUCCCCUUUCAUCCUGUCCUUCUUUUUUCCUGCUUUCCUCCUUCUCCAUUUCAUUCCAUCGUAUCUCAUUUUUUUCUAGUAGUCUCCAUUCCCCUUCCAUUCCCUCGCCUCAUUCCCCUUUCAUCCCGUCCUUCCUUUUUCCUGCUUUCCUUCUUCAUUUCCUUCAUUCCUAUCUCACCUGUUUUUCUGGUAGUCUACAUUCCUCUUUUUUCCCUCGCUUCAUUUUCCUUAUUCCUGUUUGUCCUCCCUUUUUCCUGCUUUCCUUCUUCUUCAUUUCAUUCCUUCCUAUCUCACCUGUUUUUCUGGUAGACUAUUCCCCUCUAUUCCCUUUCCUCAUUCCCCUUCUUCCUGUCCCAAUUUUUCCUUCUCUGUUCUUUGUAUUCUUAACAUCUCUGCGACAAUGAGACGAAGGCGCUAUAUCCAGGAAUGGUUUCUACGAGGAGUGCUGCGGGGGAUGGCGUCGUUGCGCGUGGUGCUGGUGCGCGGCUCCCUCAUGCUCAAUGCCGUGCUGGUGUUCUAUCUGUGUCUCUCCUGGAUCUCCAACACGCCCAACGUACACUCACCCUCCUCCAGAGAUGUCCACGAGCUGUCCACGCCCGCCGCUCUCUACGCCAAGUACUACAACGGCGCCAGUGUCAUCGAAAGUGUUAAGUUGGUGAAUGACGGGGCAGAGCCUUUGAUAGAGUCCUUACCGCUGAACCAGCCCCCCAGUGUUCUGCAAGGGGAUGAGGGAAUGAAGGAUGUGUCUUUGGGUGGGCGGAGGACGCUGGGGCAGUUACCGGAGCAGGGCGGAGUGGGAGGAGGGGAGGGAGGAGGCGUGGAACCGGAGGAACCGCCAAGAGAGGUGCAAGAGAGUGUUGGAGUGACGGAGCAGUUAGUGGAGCCUCUACCCAUGGAGCCUCCUGACCCGCCGCUGGACUCCCUUGAGCGCAAGAUGUACCCCGACCUGAGGGAGUGCACGACGAAGCCUCUGAGACCGUUCUACCAGCAGCGGGGCGAGUAUUGGGUCCUCGAGAAUUACCUGCCGGCCGCGAUGUCGUUCCGGUGUGACGAGUCCAUCACCUACACGACCCACGGCGACUACACCUUCUUGGACAAUCUGGAGCCCCUCACGUCUCGCUGGCAGGGUCCCGUCAGCGUGGCCGUGUACGCCCCAGGGGACGACUUCAACGCCACUGUCAACACGAUCCUGUACCUGCGAGACUGCUGGGCCGAGGGCAUCAAGAAAUACGUCAACUUCCAUCUCUUCUUCCACGUCAACCACACGCCCAAGUCGAUCCCAUCCACGGAGGCGCUACUGAAGCGAAAGACGGACUGUGGACAGGAGCCGCCGAAGUGGACCAACGUGACCACCUACCGACAGGCCAAGAAGCUGCUCUACCCAGUGAACGUGGCCCGGAACACCGCCAGACAAGCCGUGCAGACCUACUUCGUGUUCCCCUCUGACGUGGAGCUGUACCCGUCUGUUAACCUCAUCCCCGAGUUCUUCCGCAUGCUGAAGCGUCCGGACGUCUCCAACACCACCAACCCGCGGGUCUUCGUCUUCUCCAUCUUCGAAGUGCAGGAGAACGUGACGGUGCCGGAGACGAAGGAGGAACUGCUCAGGAUGUUGGACACUAAGGAGGCGAUUCCCUUCCACAAAUAUGUCUGUCCUAAGUGCCACAACGUCCCCAUGUCUAAGGAGUGGAUGAAGGGCCCCGUGAAGCCUGGCGUGAACGUCUUCCACAUCGGUAAGCGAAAGCCGCCGUUCAGCAAGUGGGAGCCCAUCUACAUCGGCACCAACAAGGACCCGCUGUACGACGAGCGGCUGUCCUGGGAGGGCAAGAGUGACAAGAUGACGCAGAUGUACAUUCUCUGCGUGAGGGACUACGAGUUUCACAUCCUGGACAACGCCUUCCUGGUGCACCGCCCGGGGAUCAAGAAGGUGCACAAGGAGCCGCAGAGGGACAAGAUCGUGGCCAGGCAGAACGCAGCUAUCAGGGGCAAAAUCCUUCCCGAGUACAAGACCAUAUUCGGCAUCAGGAAGAGUUGCGUCAUAUGAUCCCUCGCCUCUCAGAUCAUCCAUCCCCCUCUUCCCCCGUCCUCACUCACACCUCACGCACCUCUGAGUCCUACUGUAGAGGGUUAUUUAUACUUAUAGCUCGGAUGCAUCGUUAUUUUUGUAGGUGGAAACGAAGGUGAAGCUCAAUCAUUCAUGCCUGGCUGGUGGAAAGGCGAGUGUAUGCGUAGAGAUGAGUGUUUGUUAUUUUUUCUAUUUCAAUCAAUCGGUCGAGGGCGCAGGGAGUGGCCGACGCGAUGGUGAUACAGUUGGGUGCCGUAACUCAGUAUUUUUGCAAUGGUAGAUGAUAGUUUAGGGUGAUAACGGUGUGUGUGUGUGUGUGUGUUUGUAUGCGUGUGUAUGUGUGUGAGAGAAAGGGAAGGAGAGAUCAGGAGAGAACGCUUACUACCCCGCCUCUCUCCCACAUCUACACCAGAAAAUCGAAUAAGUUGGUGGAACAGCGUGCCCUUCCGUUGCCAUGGAGACUCACGACGCGGCCUCACACACCACCCUUGCCUUCUUCUUCCUCUUCUGACCUGUUUAGCUUUGUAUCGCUUCGUAGGUCCUCCUCCUCUUGCUCCUCUCUUCUGCGUGAUGAGGUUAGCGACGCCCCGGGUGGAACUCUCGGCCCACUCGUUUUUCGGCACUUUUGUAGCGUUUUAGGGGAAAUAGUUGAAGUGGAGUCCUGUUAAAAUGCCUUCUAGAUUAGACACUUGAGGGGGGAAGGUGUGGUAUGCAGCUGAAUUCCUUUGAUGCUUCGCGUGGAAGUACCCAGAAUAUUGGUGAACCUGCCGCUUUGUAAAGAAAAUGAGGGCGAAUAUGCAGAAUGAAGCCGAAUGCUCUAAUUGCUGACUGAGGUGAAAGGAAAGCGCAAUCCAUAGUUUUGUCUCCUGUUUUUACUUCUCUAUGCAAGACUGUACGGAAGAACGCCGAUCCAAAGGCUAUACCGACUCUUUCCUCUGGCUGACUCUCAACUUAAGCUAAAAUUUGGUCCUCUCGCUUCGUAGUGUUAUAGUGAUCUGUGCCUAGCUAAUAAAAAAUGUGCCUUGUGUGUGAGAGGGAGGAUAAUAUUUUUGUAAUGCUGAUUUUGAAAGACCUAUUUUGGGCAGGUUAUAAAUACAAGUUUUGCCCUCUUACCUACAGUAUUAAACUCAGACACACGGGUAGGAAGGAAAGGAGCGUUCGAGAGUCUAGCUCCUUUCAUAGUGCCUUAGUGAAUGAACAUGAAGAGAAGAUGAAAAUAUCCGUCCGUGAGUAAGUUAAACAGUACAACCCAUUUCGUGCCCUUACCCAAACAGUAUUAAACCCAAAUGAAGAAAAACAUAACGAGCGAGCGAAUAGUUCCUUUUAAGUGCCUUGAUGAAUGAAUAAGAAAAUAAACGCGUGCCUCAGGAAAACCAUUUAUCGGUAUUGUUAGGUAGGACCAGACCAAUGCCUUCUCUUAUCAGGGGAAAAGAUACUCAGGGGAAGAAAAUGAAAAGAAAAUGAGAAGAUACUCGGUAGAAGAAAACUGAACUGAUGUAUAAACUGAAAUUCACUAAUAUCACCUUCAAUUUUCACGGUAAUUAUCUUUCGUCUCAGUAUCCCAUUCUUUUAACAUGUGUACUAAUGGAAUCGUGUGUGUGUGGCUUGGCGGACAUACACAAAUGAGGCUUAGGUCUUUUUACGAGGUUUUGUCAUGAAGGAAUAAGAGAAAGAGGAGGAGGAUGAGAAAGAAGACUCGGUUACCUUCACCCAGCUUAUAAUUUCAAUGGGUAGAGGCUGAAUCUUUCCUCGGGUGGUGGCAAGUCCCUCUUUUUGGUGGUGUUGGUGGAUGUGGUGAUGAGGCGCUGCGUGUGUGGUGUUGUGAGAGGCGGUGGUGGUGGUGUGAAUGGAGGUGACGAGAUGUGUUACGAGUGAUGAUGGUGUUGUGAGUGGUUGUGUGUGGUGUUGCUAGUGGUGGUGUGGUGCUGAUUGGUGGUGUUGGUGUUGCGAUAUUACUACAUUCCGUAUUGCAAUAAGGACUUGAAGUAGACAAUAAGGAAUCGGUGUGUGUGUGUGUGUGUGUGUGUGUGUGUGUGUGUGUGUGUGUGUGUGAGCGAGUGAGCGAGAGAGACAGAAUUAAGCUAAGCAAACAUACUAUUUUUAGCAAUAAGAGAACGCGUGCCUUAACUAUCGUAAUUCUUUAAAGCAGCAAAACAAAAAAAAAAGGUAGUUGAUUCCUCGAGACGUCUUUUAGUUUUUUUUAUAUAUAUAUACAACAGCGUGCAGACUCCUUAUCACCUACUAACCUUUCUUUUGUCCUUCAUACUCUAAUUCUACUUUUCCGUAAUUCCCUAAGUCAAUAUUCAUGUCAUACAAACCUCCUAGACACAGAUUUAGAGGCCGUUAAUGUUUGUCAUGUUUCUGUAACCUCUCCAUGAAUCCCCAGUUACAAGUACCGAAUUCUUUUUCCAAUCCUCUUUUCGUUAUAUUUGUACUGACAUUGUGGAAGGUCAGUCAGUAUGUAUGAUCAGAGCUUUUGAUUAUUUUUGUUAUGUGACCGAUUUAGAGACUCAUAUUGGGUUUAUCAUUUAGAAGCAUCAUUAUUCAUUUUGUUUACACCUUUCGGCCUAACAUUAAGAAGGAGAAACACACUUAUUAAAGAAGAUAUCAGUACAUUUAGAGUGCACAGAUGUUGCGCCGACUAAACGAAACUUUCCAACAUUGAAGUGCCUGCAACAUCGUGUGGACCUGCAUUUUAUCUCCCUUAUUUUCACUCCCAGCUGUUACUUGGAAUCUCGAAGGAGAAGAAUGUUGUAGGUGAUUGAUGAUGUUCAGAAGGAUGUAAACUAAGCUGUUGUUGUUGUUAGUAUCUCCUAAAUAUGCUUUCGUUAUUUUGUAUGUCGUAUUUCGAUUCUUUUUUAUUGUAAGCAAAGUCCAUCCGUUCCUCGUAGCUUUCUCAAAUAAUCUUUAAUGCUUUGUUUUUACAGAUUCAGAUGUAAUUUGAUCGUCAUUUUUCGUUUUAGUUUAGAAUUCGCCUUCCAGUUUUAUUUUUUUUGCCAUUUUCGCUCAAAUCCUCCCCCCGUGUCGUGAUUUUUAAGUGUUAUUUAUUGAACUUAUCAUUACUCUGAGUUGGUCCUGGCCGGCGUCUGGAUGUGAGUGUGUACAUAGGCCAUCUUGAUCUGGGAACCUUUUGUGUAAUAAAACGGGAAAAUGUGCUGUU